AUGGUUAACACUCUUCCACCGCGAUACGCAGUCGAGUCGGACGAAGAGGACGAAUUCAACCAUGCACCGUCGUCCUCUUCACCUCCUCGCAAGAUCGACGUAGCCUACCUAGGGCCCGAUGUCGAAAAGGGAAAGGAUCUUGUCAUUGCAUCCGGUGUAGCAGCGGCCGUAUGGGCCAGAGGUGCUCACCUAGGCGAACAAAUUGGGGCCAUCACUGUCAACAAAAUCCAGAUCGGACUAGUCUUCCAACCAUCGUAUACCAAAUCUUACGUCCUGGCCUCUGAGGCGCUCGUCCAACUCCCACUGGACCACAUGCAUCCCUACGCAUCCAAAACACUCGAAAUAUUCCAACCAUCCUCCAUCUCCCUGCUCGACGUUUACUCCGCUCCAACAUAUGCCAGUCAAGCACCCGUACGAAUCCUCGACGCACCCAUUCGUUUCCUCUCAACAACCAAACUCACCUUUGACCCCAAAUCCCUAAACCUCGCACCCUUCGAACCACCAAACCUCCUCUCCUCAACAUCAGCCUCCUUCAUCUCCCUCGCGUCCCUCCCAAACCCCAUGCCAACGCCCGCAGCGGCAUUCCUCCUCCCCUCAUCCCAAACACCCGCCCCUCGACCAAAAGCCCUUCCCUCCCCGUCAUCUUCGCUCUCUUCUUCAAUAGUGCCAUCUACAACUGACUCCCCUUCCGAAGGAAUAGGGCCCACACUCCACCCUUCAUCCUGGGACACAUCCCUCCUCCAAACAGCCCACCGCGCCCUCUUCCUCGCUAUCAACCAAGACAUUUCAGGCAGCGACGGUGAAUGGAAAGGGAAGGACGGUGCUGGAGGUUUACUUGCCGCUGAGAAGCGAAGGUCUGAAGUUGGCGAAGGGGGAAUGUAUUUGUAG
Messenger RNA from Coprinopsis cinerea okayama7#130, 888 nucleotides. RefSeq lists its product as hypothetical. The transcript is spliced from 3 exons. The record is from RefSeq and is a predicted model, not a curated record. NCBI's taxonomy places the organism in Eukaryota, Fungi, Basidiomycota, Agaricomycetes, Agaricales, Psathyrellaceae. The coding region runs from base 1 to 888 and encodes 295 amino acids.